AUGGAGGACGGAGGCUUGUCCGAGGAGGCGGUGGGCGCCGCCUGCAAAGAGGGGGACGCCAUCACCAAGGACUACAUGAUGCAGCAGACGAUGCUGAGGGUCAAGGAUCCGCUCCGGUCUCUGGACUUCUACACCCGGAUCCUCGGGAUGACGUUCCUGCAGAAGAUCGACUUCCCCUCCAUGCGCUUCACGCUCUACUUCCUGGGCUACGAGGACAAGCAGGACAUCCCCCCCGACCUGCGGGAGAGGACGGCGUGGACAUUCUCCCGCCGAGGGACCGUGGAGCUCACGCAUAACUGGGGAUCGGAGGCGGAGCCAAAACUGUCGUAUCACAACGGGAACAAGAAGCCCAUAGGGUUUGGACAUAUCGGUAUCUGUGUCCCUGAUGUCUCUGCAGCCUGUAAACUGUUUGAGGAUCAACGUGUCAAGUUUGUGAAGAAACCAGAGUCCGGCAAGGUGAAGGACUUGGCCUUCAUUCAGGACCCGGACGGAUACUGGAUCGAGAUCUUCAGUGCGAAGAACAUGGUCGUCCUGAUGUCCUCGUGAAGAAGAGACACAGGAAGUCCUGAUGUCCUCGUGAAGAAGAGACACAGGAAGUGACUCGGGACAUUUAUUAUCAUAACACAUCAUGAAUUCAAUA
Limanda limanda (common dab) is the source of this 640-nucleotide messenger RNA. RefSeq names its product lactoylglutathione lyase-like. The record is from RefSeq and is a predicted model, not a curated record. Gene Ontology annotation, molecular function: metal ion binding; lactoylglutathione lyase activity. Bases 1 to 546 code for a protein of 181 amino acids. NCBI's taxonomy places the organism in Eukaryota, Metazoa, Chordata, Actinopteri, Pleuronectiformes, Pleuronectidae. The transcript is spliced from 6 exons.